Molecule: messenger RNA, 3259 nt
Organism: Theobroma umbraticum
Lineage: Eukaryota; Viridiplantae; Streptophyta; Magnoliopsida; Malvales; Malvaceae
Product: zinc finger CCCH domain-containing protein 46-like
Molecular function (GO): RNA binding; metal ion binding
Source: RefSeq, a predicted model, not a curated record
GAUCUGGAUCCACUCGAAUAACCCCAACUCCCCACACACUCUCUCACUGCCACUUACCCUUCUUUUCUUUUCUUUUCUUUGUUUUUUACUUAUAACUUCAAAGAACAGAGAGAGAGAGAGAGAGAGAGAGAGAUAAAAAGAAAGAAAUUUCCAAGAGACGGAGGCAAGACUUGAGAGCUCCAAAGCCUUCAGCUUUGACUGCUCAAAAUAGCUCCAGAACCCAAAACCGGCAGCAGCAGUGAAGCAAUUGAUGGUACCUCUGCUGCUGCUGCUGAUGCUCACAGGCUUGAAAGAAAGGCGGUGGUUUGGCUUUUGUAGUAAGUUUGAAAGCUGAAAGCUCAAAUUCAGAGACAGAAACAGUAGACUUGAGCCCUUUCUAACCCUUUUGCUAGUCAUCUCGUCAGAAGAGAAAGAUAAAGGCCAAAGUCCCUAAAAAUCACAAUCUAUCCUCUCUUAUAUGGGAAUAAGAGAAAGAGGGAAGGAUAAGAGAGACACUGCACUGCUGCUAACUGGUCACAAGUUAAUAGGUAGAGUUUGUGGUUGAGAAAGAAGUUUUACUUGUAAAGAGCUUACUCAAAACACUAAAUUACGCACUCUCUCAAAAAUCAAAAUCAAAGAAGGAAAGUAAAAGUAUACAGCAACUAAACAUUAUUUGGAGAGUGUUGGGGGUUGGUGUAUUUCCAUUAUGGAUGGUUAUGAAGCAACCAGAAUUGUGUUCUAAAUCCAAAACUUAGAACCAGAAAAUGCUUCCAAAAAUGGUCUGCUGCUCAUUCAAGAUCACGGCGAGAAGGAGAUGAUUCGUUUAGCCUUUGGACCUGAAGCUUUAGUUCACUCAGUAGUUCUCAAGGCAAAAAAAGAGCUUGGUCUUCCCACUAACUCUCCUACUACACCCUCAACUCCAUCAUCUCCAUCUCCUUUUCUUGCAAACAACCCAAAUCCUGUUACUGUUUCAAGACAAAGCUCAUCUGCUUCCAGGUUUCUAGGGAACGGUGCUGGAGUCAAUCUUCCACCCUCUCUCGCGAUCCCUACCAACCCUUCUACAUCUUCUGGUAGUUCAUCUUGGAGUGCUUUAUCUGAUCUUCCUAAUCAUGACGAGUUGAUCAGUCCGAGCAGUGGGUCUUUAAAUCCUUCGUCUUUACCCUUCUAUGGAAAUGGAGGAGCUACUGAUAUUAUUGAUGAGUUUCAACUUCAAGACCAACUAUCUUUUCUCAAUGAAGGCUCACCAAAUCUUAACCCCAAAAACCAUGAUUUGUUCUACUCACAAGCAGCUGACUUAUCCUCAAGUUCAGCUGCUACUGGUUGUGGCAGCACUGACACCAUGGGUUUCCCCUCGUAUUGGGGAAGCUCUUUUCACAGGAAGAGUAGCUCUGUGAGCGAUAUUUUGGGAGCUGAUGACCCGGCUUCAGGGUUUGGGUGGAGACCCUGCUUGUAUUUUGCUAGAGGGUACUGUAAAAAUGGGAAUAAUUGCAGAUUUAUCCAUGGUGCGCUCGGGGAGUCUGGUUCAAUGGUUGCUGGUGCAGAUGGUACUGCCAUGGUUGGGUCACCUAACAAGGUUGAGAUGAUGGACCAGUGCCAUGAGUUACUUAGAUCUAAAUCCGCUCAGCAGCAAAGGUUGGCUGCUGUGUCUCAGCUCAUGGGUUCUGCUUCUUUUCCUUACUCCCCAAAGUGCAUGAAUUUGUUUCUUCAACAGCAACAAAAUGAUACUCAGAGGGCUGCAGCGGCUUUGAUGAUGGGUGAUGAUAUGAACAAAUUUAACCGUUCCAGGCUUGAAAGGAACGGUUUUUCCAUAAACGGUGAAGCAGGAAUGAUAAAUCCAGCGUCAAGACAGAUCUACUUGACUUUCCCAGCUGAUAGCACUUUCAGAGAGGAGGAUGUGUCAAAUUAUUUCAGUAUUUAUGGACCGGUUCAGGAUGUGAGGAUACCAUACCAACAAAAGAGAAUGUUUGGAUUUGUUACUUUCGUUUAUCCUGAGACUGUGAAGAUCAUUCUGGCUAAAGGCAAUCCUCAUUUUGUUUGCGACGCUCGGGUUCUGGUGAAGCCUUACAAGGAGAAAGGAAAAGUCCCAGACAAGUACAGGAAGCAGCAGCCGCCACAAGUGGAGAGAGGAGAGUUCUCUCCUUGUGGUACUCCAACUGGCCUUGAUUCCAGAGACCCAUUUGACCAUCAGCUUGGAGCAAGGAUGAUUUACAAUUCCCAGGACAUGUUAUGGAGGAGAAAAUUGGAGGAGCAAGCUGAUCUCCAGCAAGCCCUUGAGCUUCAAAAUAGAAGGUUGAUGGGUCUGCAACUUCUUGAUGUCAAGAAGCAUCACCAUCACAGGGCUCUCUCUAGUGGAAGUCCCAUUCCUUCACCUACUCACUCACCAAACCUGUUCAGCCAGUCCCUUGUGCUUCCUCAAUUUCACAAUAGUCAAGAAGCUCCACAAGAGAAUUGUUCAAGCCCUGUGCCCGCUAUAUCUGUCACUGCUCCCGAGAAACAAGUAGCCGGUACUGCAAAUGCUGCUGGUAAAGAAUCAGCCAGUACUGAAGAGAAUGGUAGUGGCAAGGACCCUCAUUGUGAAAACGGUGAUCUGCUAGAAAAUUUGGAGCACAACCUUCCAGAUAGUCCUUUUGCAUCUCCUACAAAAUGCUCUGGAGAGUACUUGCCAGCUUUCUCCAAUGCUGAUGUGGAUAAGGAUGCUUCAGUCACGGCUUCUUCUGUUAACAGUAAUUGGGUUUCUUCAACCUUACUACCUGCAAAUAAUGCCUUAGACUUGGCAUCCUUCAACUCCUACAACUGCCAAAUGCCCAGGUUCUCGUCUGGACCUGGGACCAUUGGUAUGUAUGCGGGCACUGGUGGCCCGACUUGCCCUGUUGGAAUUUAGCUUCCUGUGCUUAAGGAAGCUUGAAAGUAUAACCAAACAACAAAAAAUCACAUCAGAGAUAUGUAGAGAGCCGCCACUACAAUCCGAACCCUCAACCAUCGUCAUCAUCGUCAUGAAAUACUAUACUACUUACUACCAUACAAAAUGCAUACGUAAAAGGCAUUGAAGGAAGUGGGUCAGCCAUUCCUUUCUUUUGUUGUAAUAUUGUUAUCUAUUGUUUCAGUAGUUGAAGUUUGGACCACAGGUAAAAAGCACAGAAGAAAACAAAAAGGAUCACACAGUCAAUGUGUAGUUGUAACUCCCCUUGAACUGUAAUUUCUUUCCCCUCCCUCCUUUUUUCCAGCACUGAUGGUUUCCCUGGAAGACACAAGGAAAAGCCCAUAUUUAGUUCUUUAGUUA